This is a messenger RNA of Heterotrigona itama, 885 nucleotides long. Lineage: Eukaryota; Metazoa; Arthropoda; Insecta; Hymenoptera; Apidae. The record is from the annotation of a GenBank genome assembly.
AUGACGCGUAAAGAAGCACUUCCUGUGCCAUCGUUCUUACACUUGUUAAUAUUCUGUGCCGCAAUAUUCGAAAGGAACGCUCUCGCAUCUGUCGAAAUCAACGAAGGUGCAGACGCCGCUGGGAAGAAAGGUGUCGACGGAUGUGUCGAAUGUGGCGAUUACAGGUGUCCGGGCAACUCUGAGAAAUGUUUACUGGGCUCUGUCCUCGAUCCCUGCAAAUGUUGCGCGAACGGUAUAUGCGCUCGAUUAGAUGGCGAAUCCUGUUGGAACUCUAGCAUUCCCGGAUUGCCUUCCACACACCGUAACAAUGGCCACUGUGCAAGAAAUUACGAAUGCAGAUUAAGGACGGACCUCCGAGAGCAGGACGAGCCGCAAGCGAUUUGCGUUUGCAUGGAACAAACGCCGGCCUGUGGUAACGACAAUAAAACGUACACAACGCCGUGUGCACUGCACGAAGAGGCAAUGAGACGGAAAAGUUCGUCCUUUUUGACGUUGCAGCAUCUUGGUCCGUGUCAAAGCCGCCCGUGGAUUUUAUCGCCGUUGGAGGAUGUUUUGUCGGUGUUUGGCCAACGAUUGGCGUUGAACUGCGAAGCGAAAGGCUUCCCUGUCCCGGAGAUAUUUUGGGAAUUUCACGCGGCAGACGGGAGGACGGUGUUGAAAUUACCAGGCGAAGCACAGGGAGCGACGGUUCACAGCAGUCUCGGCCCCGAGCCUUUCAUGCGGACGUCAUGGAUGCAAUUACCUCGCCUCACUAAAGAGUACAUUGGCAUGUAUCAUUGCAUCGCUAAAAACUCGUGGGGCGAAGCUAGUAGUACGUCUUUCGUUUCCAUGUUGGAGCGCUAAAUGUAUGUUUCUUCUUCUCCUUUUUUUUUUUCUAAUUUUUUU